CUCUUUUGUCUUGAACUACUUUCCUGCAUGUUGUCAUGGUGGCACAUUGCCUCACCGCAAGUAACGUUAACGUGAGUUGUUGCGAGCCGUGUUACAUUUGAGAUAUCCAGAAGAGCGUUCCACUUAGUCAUAUUUGUUUUACCACAAGUCUGAAUGGGUAACAAAGAUAUCGACAAUAACUGGAAGACAUUUUAUAUUUGUUUUUAGAGAUAUCUGUAACUGAUUACUAUAUCUUUCAAUCAUUUAGAGGUAUAACUGUACGUUCAUUAUAUAGAUCAAAAAGAAAAUGUCAGACUCCCUAAAGACGGAAUACAACAGGUUUAACGGGCAGAAUGAUCCUUCCACAGGUUUACCGGCGGUAACCGUGUUAUGCCUUUUACUUUCCCCAGAUCGUCAAGUGUGAUCGUCUUGUCGUCACCCGUUGACAUGCAAACAUUCUCUAUUAAUCAUUGGCGUGACAUUGACUUUUAAUGUCCAUCACUAGUCUCCCAUACUGACCGAUCCACAUCAGUUAACAUACUAAAUGUAGUCUGCCAGAAACACCGCAGCUGCUGUUGCAAAGACGCCUUCCUGGCUAUUCUGACCGACAAUCCUCUGUGCAGCAAAUAUGAGCAAGAGGGUCAAAGUGCAAUGUUAAGUACUAUGCCCCAGUUGGAUGCAUAACACCUUUCAACAUGAUGGCUAAACCCAGAAUAUCUUCCAUUGAUGGGAAGUUAGCUGAAGAAUUUGCCGUUCCCUCCCAUGUCGGGGAGGUCAAAGAGAAGAUGGCUGUUUUCGCCAGUCAUCAUGCGGCAGCAGGUCGCAGGGUGGUUCUCAUCACAUCGGGGGGAACCAAAGUGCCCCUGGAGUCCCGCACAGUUCGUUUCCUCGAUAACUUCAGCAGCGGCAGACGAGGAGCCUCCUCAGCAGAGUAUUUCAUAGAGUCCGGCUACGCUGUCAUCUUCCUCCACAGGCAUCGCUCCCUUUACCCCUACACACGGAUGUUCUCAAACAUAAACAUGCUGGAUGCCCUGAAGUUCAGUGGGGGUGAAGGAGCGGACGGCAACUCCGACGUGGUGGUUGACCAGCAGGUGCUUCCCAACAUUGGCAAAGCACUGAAGCAAUAUCAGGAAAUGAAAGAAGGCGAACUCCUUCUGCCCAUCGAGUUCAGCACUCUGUCGGAGUAUCUGCAUCUACUCAAAGCAGCAGCGCAAGCACUCAGCACAAUAGGAUCCAAAGCCAUGUUUUACUUGGCUGCAGCGGUGUCUGAUUUCUAUAUCCCAGCAUCUGAGAUGCCUGAACACAAAAUCCAGUCUUCCAAUGGACCCCUUCAACUCAGCAUGAACAUGGUCCCUAAGAUACUGUCCCCGCUGGUGAAAGACUGGGCACCUCAAGCUUUUGUCAUAUCGUUUAAGCUGGAGACCGAUGCCACCAUCCUGCUGGACAGGGCUCGACGGGCUCUGGACACCUACAGGCAUCAGGCGGUAGUGGCCAACGUGCUGGACUCUAGACGGGGUUAUGUGGUGGUGGUGACCCCCGAAACUCAGGCUGAGCUGAUCAUCACAGAUGAGGAUGUGAAGAAUGACGUGGAGAUAGAGGAGAGGAUAGUGAGCAACCUGACCUCGGCACACAGCAAGUUCAUAACUCGAUAAGGAGGUUGACAGAAAUCAUCAACACUGCAUGUUUGUGCUCUUACCCGAUCCGGUGUUGGGCUUCAUUUCCUAAUUGCCUGUUAUGCUGUCUUACUGUAUAUGCUGUACAAUUGCAUAACUUAGAAUAAUAAUUGGAACUAUUAACAAAUUAUGGCUUCCCUUGUACUUUUAAUGUGCUCUAAAAACAGACCGCUUUAUGUUGUCUCUGAACAGAUACAAAAGACAAGUUUAUUCACAUUGUGCAAUGAUCUAGAACAGAAAACACAUUGAGGACUUUACAACAACAGUUAUUGACCGCUGAAUAAUUCAGUGACAUGCUUUUACUACAUCUAUAAGAAAGAUUACAUGUAGACAUGUUUAAAUCCUUUGAUUCUG
Molecule: messenger RNA, 2006 nt
Organism: Pseudoliparis swirei
Lineage: Eukaryota; Metazoa; Chordata; Actinopteri; Perciformes; Liparidae
Gene: ppcs
Product: phosphopantothenoylcysteine synthetase
Exons: 5
Coding region: 675-1631 (318 amino acids)
Biological process (GO): coenzyme A biosynthetic process
Cellular component (GO): cytoplasm; nucleus
Molecular function (GO): phosphopantothenate--cysteine ligase activity
Source: RefSeq, a predicted model, not a curated record